Messenger RNA from Anopheles darlingi, 2187 nucleotides. Its product is annotated as maternal effect protein oskar. The coding region runs from base 161 to 1339 and encodes 392 amino acids. The record is from RefSeq and is a predicted model, not a curated record. Lineage: Eukaryota; Metazoa; Arthropoda; Insecta; Diptera; Culicidae. The transcript is spliced from 4 exons.
CUCUCUCUCUUUGUGUACCGGUGUGCAUAGCCAGAACAUAUCGUCACGUGUACUGCCGCUGUGCCACGUUGCUGUUGGCUGUUUUUCUUUCAACUUUGGUGUGUUGUGUGACGAUUUGGUUUGAACAAGUUUGCUCCGUCGAAAUAGGGGCCCCUUCGAGAUGGUGCAGUUUGAUCGAUCCACAUGCCAAGAAGCCGAGGUGGAGAUGGUGAAGCAGCUGCGCAGCGUUAUCAUCACCCGUUCGAAGGAAGGUGCGACCUUGGAAGAGAUAAUAGAUGAUUAUCGCGAGCUCACGGGCGAUGUUCUGAUGCCCAUUUUCGGUUCGCGGCAAAACUUCGCAAACUAUCUAUCCAGGGUCGAUGGAGUCUGGUGCUCGACGGAGGGCACGGAUGGCGUGAUUCUGUGGUACUGCAGCACUCCCAGGACGAAACACGUGGUGGAAAUGAUACAGGAACAAAAGUCAAACGUGCGUGCGGUCAGAAAUCAUCAGAACUGCGCACCGAGUGACUAUACCGUCGAUCCACCACCAGCGAAGGAUUAUAAUCCGCCGUUGCGUCCUGAUUGUCCAAAGUUCUUCAAGGACAACGUCAGGCCCCCAAGGAAACCGUUUCAAAACCGGUACAAGCAACCAAAUCCAACCAAGGAACGACGAUGGCGACCACACAAUCGAUCAUACCGACCGAAACGGCCAAGAGCGGAUGAACUGGAUUUCAGCAUGUAUGGACCUUCGCUUCAUAAGCACCAGCUCAUGGGAGAUGACUUUUUCCUCUCCAUAGCUAAAUGGGAGCUGGGCUACUCGUUCGAUCGAGGUCACAGCAUAGCAAUGAGCGGCCUAUGCAUUUCCGGGCUGACACUGGCCGAGGCUGCAAAGCGGGUUGAAAGGGCCCCGUACAUCGCCUCCCAGGUGCUGGUGAAUGUCGGUACCGUCGAUCUGCUGCACGGUCGCCAGAUGAUUGAUCUGCUACACGAUUUCGACAUGCUGAUGGCUCGAUUUCGGGAUCGCAACGUGGAACCACUCGUAACAACGCUUGCACCGAUCGCGAAUGCUGGCGGCUGCUCGCCAAUGCAAUAUCGGUUGCGCAAGUUCAACGAGUACAUCCGCAUCAAGUGCCGAAACUACAUCGAUCUGGGCCGGUACUUCCAGAACGACGACGGAUCCGUGCGAUUCGAGUGUUACCAACCAGGGCCGCGCAAGGUAACAGGAAGUAUCAUGCCACACGUGCUGUGGAACAAACUCGGUCGCAAUCAUUUGCUACUCGAGCUGGGCAACGAUCUGGCAAAUCGAAUAUGUGAGGCAUAUUUCUGGAGGAACGUUGAUGAAGCAACACUAGUAUAUUGAUGAUUGCCUCUGGCUACCGCUUCGCCUCCCUCCUCUACAAACAAAAUGCUUAUACCAUGCAACCACCGCGACGGGGUGCACGAAGAGUGUUCGAUUUUAAUGUGUUUAAUGUGCUGAUUGUUUUGUGAUUUGUCUUAAUUCAUGUGAUACGCGUAGUCUUACUACUCCCUUCUAGUGUUUUUGUGUUAAAGAAGCUCGCGAAUGGUGACUGAUAGUGGAAACGCUGGUACGAAACAUCCGUUGAUCUGUUGUAGCGGAUGGUUUUGGGACACUCGUGUACCCUAGACUCAAGUACGGACCCGUACGUUGUGUCUCGACGAGAUGAAAAUCCGAAGCGACAACUGUUCGUCCUCGAUCGGAGGACGAACUGGUGUGCCGCUUCGCCGAUUAGAGAUUAGUGCUCCGGAGCAUUCCCCGGAUUGGGCCACCAUCGGAUCGAAGCCUUACCGGUGUCUUCGUAAAACCAAAGGGCGGGCCCCUUAUGUGGAAUCUCCAUCGAAAUGUGAAAUGUUCGACAAAGUGAGCUCGAUGCAUCGAUCGAUUGCGUGAUGUCCUGCGACGCCGCCGGCGACGACGACAACGACUAUCCAGCAAUCAGCGAUCCAUCGUGAGGCGUAACGAUGUGCUACACCAAGGACCACCGUUGUUCACUGCUGAUACAAGGAUUUUAUCGUACGGAGCGGAAUGAAGGCACUGGACCAUGAGCUACAAAAGUUUGAUGACGUCAUCAAAUUCCGGGAUUGAUCAUGAUCAAUUUGCUCCACCCAAUUGUCCAUACUUCUCAGCAUCUUUGCGGCUUCAUAUUGUUGUGUUAUGUGUUUUGUGUACAUAAAAAUAUAUCUGUGAAA